AUUACAGAGGGCGCUAAAUGUUAACACUUAAUAUUUUUGACAGAAAUAAGCAGAAAAAAAAAAUUCAUAAAAUCGUGAAAGUGAAAAACAUUUUUGCAAAUUUGCAAUAACUUUAUAUCUAUACUGGAUUUCGAAGAAUUUUCUUGUAUUUCAAAAAUUAUUCCUGAUGGUUCGAAAUUAUGUAAGAAAAACUCCCUUGGAAAAAUUAGCAUACAUGAAGGAAAAACCUCCGGAAGUCGAGAUUUGUAUUAAAAACGUGAAUGAAAAAAAGAUGACAAUAACUGAAAUGUCUUCAAAACUUGGAAUAACAAGGAAAACUGCUGCCAAUUAUAUACGGGAAUAUAAUAAUAAUACUUAUGAGACAGUAAAAGUUGGUCAUCCCACUGUUUUCACCGUUGAAGAGGAGUCAAUUUUUCGGGCUCACAUUAUUCAUUUAGAAGAAAGUGGAUUUCCAGUCAGUAAAAUGGAUCUUAAAAUUAUUGUUCAAAAUUAUUUGGAGCAAUCAGGACGAGUAGUUAGUACAUUUAAAAAAAAUAUUCCAGGAGAAGGCUGGAUAAGUGGAUUUUUGAGUCGACACACAGAUCUCUCACAACGGUUUGCCAGUAACAUAUCAAAAGCGCGAACUGCUGUCAACGAAGAUGUAAUAAAUGAAUAUAUAAAUAAUCUGUCAACAACAAUCAACGAUGUGCCACCUGAAAAUAUAUUCAAUUACGACGAAAUCAAUUUUACCGAUGAUCUUGAAAAAAAGAAAAUCAUUUGUAAAAAAGGUACAAAAUACUCCGAGACAAUUAACAAUUCGAGUAAGUCAAGCACAAGUAUAAUGUUCUGUGGAAAUGCUGCGGGGAAACAAGUAUCACCGUACAUUGUUUUUAAAUCAGAGCACAUGUGGAAAAAAUGGACCGAGGGUGGACCAAUGGAUGCCCGUUAUAAUAGAACAUCGCACGGUUGGUUCGAUUCAUGCUGCUUCGAAGAUUGGUUUAUUUAUCACCUUCAUCCAAUUUUAAAAAAACUCCACGGAAAGAAGGUCAUUAUUGGUGACAAUCUUUCAAGCCACCUAAGUACAAAAGUAACGGAAAUCUGCAAAAAGGAAAACAUACAUUUCGUCUGCCUUCCUCCAAAUUCGAUCGAUUUUUUUCAACCUUUAGAUAUUGCCUAUUAUUGUCCAUUAAAAAUCGAGUGGAGGAAAACGUUAACUGCAUACAAAGAGAGCGAAGAGGGUCGAAAAUUUGCCAUAAUGCCAAAUGACAAAAUUGCCAGUCUUCUUAAAACCUGCUUAGACGGUUUGAAAUUAAAAAUUUCAGACAACUUGCAAGAAGGAUUUCAUGAAUGUGGAAUUUAUCCUUUUGAUAGAAACCAAAUCCUUGCGAAAUUAGUUUCUUCACAAUCUGAAACAGACAAAAAUCUAAUUGGAGAGGCUUUUUUAAAACGCGUGCAAGAUAUUCGAGAUCAUAUCGUACCAACUGAAACAAAACGUAAACGUAAUAGUGAAAACCAUUGAGAUUCACCUCGUGAUAGAUAUUUUUUAAUUAUAUAAUGUUUCAUAAAAAGUUAUCGUUUAAAUAAAUCUUGAUUUCCUUAAAA
This is a messenger RNA of Leptopilina boulardi, 1581 nucleotides long. RefSeq lists its product as uncharacterized. Bases 167 to 1498 code for a protein of 443 amino acids. Gene Ontology annotation, cellular component: nucleus. Lineage: Eukaryota; Metazoa; Arthropoda; Insecta; Hymenoptera; Figitidae. Gene Ontology annotation, molecular function: DNA binding. The record is from RefSeq and is a predicted model, not a curated record. The transcript has 3 exons.